UGAUGACAGUCUACGUCUUUGAAGUGCUUUCUAUUCAAACUGGAAAAUAUAUAAAGCUAGGAAUCACCUUCAAAGCAGGUUGACUUGAGAAAUUUUCCUUCACUUUACAUACUUUUAUUUGACUCUAUGCAAACAUCAAACUAAGAAUGGCAAAAAUGAGUCUCUCUUCCUACAUAUUAAUACUAACUUUUUCUCUGUUUUCUCAAGGCAUUUUACUUUCAGCAUCCAAGUCCAUAAGAAAUUUAGAAGAUGACAUGGUAUUUAAUACAUUCAGGCUGGGGAAAGCUUUUCAGAAGGAUGAUACUCCUCAAAAAUCAGUCGUCGUUCCUUCUCUGGAACAAUAUAAAAAUGAUGAGAGCAGUUUCAUGAACGAUGAGGAAAACAAAAAUUCAAAGAACACAGGCUCCAAACAUAAUUUCUUAAAUCAUGGUCUGCCACUGAAUCUGGCUAUAAAACCUUAUCUGGCACUAAAAGGAUCUGUAGCUUUUCCAGCUGAGAAUGGAGUUCAGAAUACUGAAUCAACACAAGAAAAGAGAGAAAUUGGGGAUGAAGAAAACUCAGCUAAAUUUCCUAUAGGAAGGAGAGAUUUUGACAUGCUCAGGUGCAUGCUGGGAAGAGUCUAUCGACCUUGUUGGCAAGUCUGAAACCUGCUGGACCACAUCUUUCCUGAAGAAAAC
Molecule: messenger RNA, 677 nt
Organism: Panthera uncia (snow leopard)
Lineage: Eukaryota; Metazoa; Chordata; Mammalia; Carnivora; Felidae
Gene: PMCH
Product: pro-melanin concentrating hormone
Exons: 3
Coding region: 147-644 (165 amino acids)
Biological process (GO): chemical synaptic transmission; behavior
Molecular function (GO): melanin-concentrating hormone activity; type 1 melanin-concentrating hormone receptor binding
Source: RefSeq, a predicted model, not a curated record